GCAGGCGCAGGCAGUUUGCGCAGUACAACCUUUCCCUUUUAGAGCGUCCAUAACUUUAUUAUUUCCUAAUUUGAUUUCUUGUAAUUAUAAUGUGAUGUUAGUUUGUAAUAAUUUUGUUCUCCUAAGUCGGAUAAUUGCAUGAAAUUAUCUGAAAUGUGUUGUUUCUACUUUAAAAAGUUGUAUCAAUGAAGGAACCUUCAGCGUCUCCACCAGUUUCUGCUAUGGCAACUCCAACAAAUGGCAGUGGUAACUUGGUGGAUGAAUUUGAAGAAGCUUUUCAGCAUUGUCUUAAUGUCCUUACCAAAGAAGAGGCUGUCGGUAGUACAGACAAGGAUGAUAUUAGAACAGAAGUUGAGCAAACAACACUGCGAUUCAUCGAUUUGGCACGGCAAAUGGAAGCAUUUUUUCUUCAAAAACGUUUCUUGCUCUCCGCAUUAAAGCCUGAAAUGGUAGUUAAAGAAGAUAUUAACGAAUUACGUCUAGAACUAACUAGAAAAGAUGAAUUGCUCAAAAGACAUUACGAAAAAAUUGCUGUGUGGCAAAACCUUUUAGCCGAUCUACAGGGUUACGCAAAGAGCCCCGCACAAAGUUCGUCCACACAAAAUUUGAUCAGUAACGGUAGUUCCGUACCGCCAUCUCCUAUACCAAAUAUACCGGGAAACCAAACGCCAAACCAAAUGAUUGUGUCUGCUAUGUCACCGACAAUGCAGCAAAUGCAACAGCAGCAACUGCAGCAGAUGCAACAGCAGCAGCAACAAUUACAAUUACAACAGCAGCAACAGAUGCAGCAAUUACAACAACAGAUGCAGGUUCCUCCCGGUAUGAGCAGUUCUGGGGUUGGGGUAGGACCGGGAAUGAUGUCACCUCAACAAGCAAUGUUCAUGCAACAACAAGGAAUGGGUGGUGCAAGGACGUCAUUUCCUCAACAGGGUGGCUUGCUACAGGGACCAUUGGCGUACUUAGAAAAAACUACAAGCAAUAUAGGCAUGACGGAUGGACGAAGGUGACGCGGACGCGGGAGGGGGCGUGGCAGAGGAAGGGGUAGAGGCAGAGGUCGUGGCCGUGGGGCUUUGCCAGAUUAUGUAUCCCCAUAACCCCCUCCCGUAGCUAGGAACGGUCCUUGCAUGCAUUGCUAUUAGAUGCAACGUUCUUGGGGAAAUCCGCUGGUUAGAGUAGCAUAUAUGUAUGCGUCAAUAAUAAUCUCUUAAAACAGACUUUUUAAAUGUAUUUAUGUGGCUAUAUGCUUAUAUAUUUUUUUAUUUGCACUGCACAUAAUGUUUAUUUAGUGUAAUAUCAUUUGCAAUAAUUUUUUCAGUAUUGGCAAAUAUUUAGUAUUAAUGAAACUUAACAGUAGGAUUGUACAUUUUGAUUCUGAUUUCAUGGUCAGUAUUCUGUAUGAAUUUAAUAUUUACAAUAAGUUUAUGUUUAACUGUAUUAGUAGGUAAGUAAAUCAGUACAGAAGAGUUUAAUAGAGUGUAGUACGUAGGUUGCUACUGGUGCUGGACCUUACAUUAUAAUUUUUGGGUAAGUAAUUUUAUAGAAUGCAAUAUGUUUGUGCAAUAUUUACUGUAUCUGCUUUUGCACUAUGACAUGUGUAUUACCAGAUAUUUGCUUUGUCCCUUUAAAUUUUGCAAUCAAAUUGCAUUACUUCACCUAUUCUGAAUGAUUUAAUAUAUAAAGAAAUCUGUUAGUGCCAGCACUAGAAACGAUCCUCUAUAUAACAUUUUUGUUGAUAUGUAACGUUACCGAAUUAUGAUCAAAAUUUGUGAUAAUUAUAAUAAAAUAUGUAUAUCUGUAGCUUAAUUUGAUUCGUAAAUGUAGGUAUUAGUUGAAUUGCACAUCGGUUACAUGUUUAAGUGUAGUUUAAGUGUGAAGUUUUGAUUGAUUGAGAUGUGAUCACAUUAAUACUUUAGAGAAAGAAGUGUGUCACACUAAGGAAUUAUUGUGUAUUGAAUAGGUUUUAAUUACUUAUACUUUCUUUUUUAGUUUCAGCUUACAAGUAUGGUUACAAUUUACUAAUAAUCUACUGCAAUUCUUUAUAAAUUAUACUAGUUGAAAAUUAUACUAUUUCAAUAUUA
Photinus pyralis (common eastern firefly) is the source of this 2078-nucleotide messenger RNA. It is a transcript of the gene MED28, whose product is annotated as mediator of RNA polymerase II transcription subunit 28. The coding region runs from base 186 to 1007 and encodes 273 amino acids. Gene Ontology annotation, cellular component: mediator complex. The transcript has 4 exons. Lineage: Eukaryota; Metazoa; Arthropoda; Insecta; Coleoptera; Lampyridae. The record is from RefSeq and is a predicted model, not a curated record.